Messenger RNA from Salvelinus sp. IW2-2015, 1765 nucleotides. Its product is annotated as phospholipid phosphatase 1. The record is from RefSeq and is a predicted model, not a curated record. NCBI's taxonomy places the organism in Eukaryota, Metazoa, Chordata, Actinopteri, Salmoniformes, Salmonidae. Gene Ontology annotation, cellular component: plasma membrane. Gene Ontology annotation, molecular function: phosphatidate phosphatase activity. Gene Ontology annotation, biological process: phospholipid dephosphorylation; signal transduction; phospholipid metabolic process.
GUGCUUUUGUGCUGGCAGACAGGCAGGCGAUAGUCUCUUCUGUCCAUCCUCUUCGCCAGCUGCCAUAACGAAACCCCACUGUGCUCAUGGCUCUUUGCGCAGUCUGGUAGACUACAGAGUAUACAGACCUCUACAUUAUAGCCUUCACCGUCGGCUCUGCCAACCGAUUUUAAUGAUACUCAAAGGACCGUCUAAUUUACCGGGCCACGGUCGGCGCCUGUGAUUAGGAUUUCGAUGCGCACGACGAUUCGAUCAUUCAAAGGGGAGGAUCAGCUCUAACAUUCUGUGUCAAAUUACGGCAUUUACGCUGUCUGUAGUCAUUAUAAGGCUUCAAAGGUUAGGCUUCUCAAUUGACGGUUUCUAAUAUUAUUUUUAGAUCGAAGUAUUGUUUAGGUUUAGUCUAAUCAGAUCUACGGUUACUCGGCUACUACGCUUUCAAGGAUACGACGACAACACGAGUCGUCUAAGGAUCAUCUGUGUCAACGAGCUGAGGAGAAACCGUAAAAAUGUUCGAGACGAGAGGGAUUCCUUUUAUUCUGCUUGACAUCGCCUGUCUAAUUCUCGCGGGACUGCCCCUGGCAGCCCUUAAAUUGGGCCAAAUCAAGCCCUAUCAGAGGGGCUUUUUCUGUAACGAUGACAGCAUCAGCUACCCCUUCCACUCCAGCACAGUCACCUCCAAUGUGCUCUAUGGUGUGGGCUUCACUUUGCCCAUUUGCUCUAUGGUCUUUGGAGAGUGCCUUUCGGUCUAUCUCAAACGCAUCAAAUCAAAGUCCUCUUUCAGCAACAUGUAUGUGGCCCGUGUUUACAAAGCCAUCGGCACAUUCGUGUUCGGGGCAGCCAUGAGCCAAUCUCUCACUGACAUCGCCAAGUAUUCGAUUGGCCGGCUCCGACCCCACUUCCUGGACGUGUGCAAGCCUGACUGGAAGCUGAUCAACUGCACGGCAGGCACCUACAUAGAGGACUUUACCUGCACAGGGGACGCACACUUGGCCAAUGAGGGCAGGUGGGCUGUCUUUCUAUCUGGCCACUCCUCCUUCUCAUGUAACUGCAUGCUGUUUGGACUGUACAUCCAGGCCAGGCUGCAGGCAGGGUGGGCCAGACUCCUGAGACCAACCCUACAGUUCUUCCUGAUCGCGGCGUCUGUGUACACCGGACUGUCUCGUGUGUCUGACUACAAACACCACUGGAGCGACGUCCUGGUUGGCCUUAUCCAGGGAGUGCUCAUGGCCACACUGGUAGUCUUCUUCGUGUCAGACUUCUUCAAGAAGAAGGUUGAGCCUCAGAAGGAGGAUAUUCCCCACACCACCCUGCAGGAGACACCCACAAAUGGAAACCACUACGACAGCAGCCCCAACUAAACUAUAAAGGAGAGGAGGAACCAUCCGGAACCAUACAUGGCGUGUAGCCAGUGGGGUAGUGUUUACUGCAUGCGCAUCAUACCCCACUAAGGGACGGACCACUGGGGUGGACAGAAAGGCCAAGUACCAAAUGGCCCCCUAUUCCCUAUAUAGCAUAGCCUAUAGGGCUCUGUCAAAAGUACUGUGUAGGGAAAUAGGGUGCUAUUUGGAGUGUUGCCAAACCUAUGAAUGUAACCCUGCUUUGUGCAUUUCUGACCUGGAGCCUAGCUCCCUAUUGAACAUUGAGUCACACCCAUGUUGCCUUGGCUGGACUGCUACUAUCAUAGCUUCCUUUGUAUUAUCAUUACUAUCCCAACAAGACUAAUAUAUCUGUACCUGACUAUCCCAACAAGACUAAUAUAAAUGUA